Molecule: messenger RNA, 1944 nt
Organism: Rangifer tarandus platyrhynchus (Svalbard reindeer)
Lineage: Eukaryota; Metazoa; Chordata; Mammalia; Artiodactyla; Cervidae
Source: the annotation of a GenBank genome assembly
AUGGAGAAGAUCAGGCGGGGCGGCGAUGGCCCCCCACGGGGGCCCGUCCUGCACAUCGUGGUGGUCGGCUUUCAUCACAAGAAGGGCUGCCAGGUUGAGUUCUCUUACCCGCCCCUGAUUCCAGGAGAUGGACAUGAUAGUCACACCUUACCUGAAGAAUGGAAGUAUUUGCCCUUCCUUGCCUUACCAGAUGGCGCACACAACUACCAAGAAGAUACUGUGUUUUUUCACUUGCCACCCAGAAGUGGAAAUGGAGCCACUAUAUAUGGUAUCUCUUGCUAUCGACAAAUUGAAGCCAAGGCAUUGAAAGUACGGCAAGCAGAUAUCACCAGAGAGACUGUUCAAAAAAGUGUCUGUGUUCUAAGCAAGCUGCCUCUCUAUGGCUUACUUCAAGCAAAACUUCAACUCAUUACACAUGCAUAUUUUGAAGAGAAGGAUUUUUCCCAAAUUUCCAUUCUAAAGGAGCUCUAUGAACAUAUGAAUAGUUCCCUGGGAGGAACUUCAUUAGAAGGAUCCCAGGUAUAUCUUGGUUUAUCUCCUCGGGAUCUUGUGCUUCAUUUUCGACAUAAGGUUCUAAUCCUAUUUAAGCUAAUUCUUCUGGAAAAAAAGGUUCUCUUUUAUAUUUCUCCAGUGAAUAAAUUGGUGGGUGCCCUGAUGACUGUGUUAUCCCUUUUUCCAGGCAUGAUUGAACAUGGACUCAGUGACAGUUCUCAGUACAGACCCCGAAAGAGUAUGUCUGAAGAUGCUGGGCUUCAGGAAAGUAAUCCCCCUGCAGAUGAAUUUGUUUGUAUGCCUGCUUCUGACAUUUCAAAUACCAACUUAGGAACUGUCAAGAAAAUCCUAGGAAACCAUGGAGGAGAUGCAGCCAAUAAGACUGAAGAACCUUUGUUCCAGGUAGAAGAUGAUAGCAGUGAACAAGAAGCCAGUGAUAGCAAUCAAUAUCUGAAACCUCCUUCUCGCCCAUCUCCAGAGUCUUCAGAAAGUGACUGGGAGACCUUAGACCCUAGUGUCCUAGAGGACUCCUCCUUGAAAGAACGAGAACAGGUGGGGUCAGAACAGACAAACUCAUUUCCAAAGGACUCUUUGCCCUCAGAUAGUCCUCCGAUUACUGUUCAACCUCAAGCUAAUACCGGCCAGGUGGUCCUGAUACCAGGGCUGAUUUCUGGCUUGGAGGAGGACCAGUAUGGCAUGCCCCUGGCCAUCUUCACAAAGGGAUAUCUGUGUUUGCCUUAUAUGGCACUGCAGCAGCAUCAUCUUCUCUCUGAUGUCGCCAUUCGAGGAUUUGUUGCUGGAGCUACUAACAUCCUUUUUAGACAACAGAAACACCUCAGUGAUGCCAUUGUGGAAGUAGAAGAAGCUCUGAUCCAGAUCCAUGAUCCAGAACUCAGGAAGCUGCUCAACCCAACCACUGCAGACCUAAGGUUCGCAGAUUACCUAGUGAGGCAUGUGACUGAGAACCGGGAUGAUGUCUUCCUGGACGGCACGGGCUGGGAGGGAGGUGACGAGUGGAUCCGAGCCCAGUUUGCAGUCUAUAUCCAUGCACUGUUGGCCGCCACACUGCAGCUUGAUAACGAAAAGAUCUUAUCGGACUAUGGGACGACCUUUGUUACAGCCUGGAAGAACACUCACAACUACAGGGUCUGGAACAGCAACAAGCAUCCAGCACUUGCAGAAAUAAAUCCGAACCAUCCUUUCCAAGGACAGUACUCAGUGUCAGACAUGAAGUUAAGAUUCUCACAUUCUGUUCAAAACAGUGAACGUGGCAAAAAACUUGGAAACGUCAUGGUUACAACAAGUCGGAAUGUUGUACAAACAGGAAAAGCUGUUGGCCAGUCGGUUGGAGGAGCUUUUUCCAGCGCGAAGACAGCUAUGUCUUCAUGGCUUUCCACUUUCACCAGUUCCACUCCACAGAGUCUCACUGAGCUGCCUGACGGGAAACCCUGA